AUGUUGAAUAAACUUGUUUACUUGAGAGGUGUCGCUUCCACAGCAACAUCGGGUUCCCCUUUUGCCCACCACUACCCAUUACACUUCUCUUUGCGUUUCUGCACAACCACUUCAAAUUCACCCUCAUUUGCAGUAUCCUACCUCAUUUACAACUUUGGGUUCUCCCCUGAAUCUGCUUCCAGAACUUCUACUUCCUAUAAUAUUUCUUUCCAGAGCCCCGAAAAGCCUGAGUCAGUGAUCAGUUUCUUCAGAAACCGCGGUUUCUCUAAACCCCAAAUAAAUAAUAUGGUUAGAAAGCAUCCAUGGCUGCUUUCCUGUGAUCCCUGCAAAAGGAUAUUACCAAAGUUUGAUUUUUUUCUCUCAAAGGGUGUUUCUAGCUCUAAAAUUGUUGAGCUAGUGAGUACAUACCCUGAAGUACUAGCUCCAAGCCUGAAAAAUCAUAUAGUCCCAACCUAUGAAUUGGUAUAUAGAUUCUUGCAAUCUGAUGUGAACACUAUUGCUAGUAUGUGUGGUAAUUUAUUUUUCACUAGCGGCUAUCGUCCGGCACGCAACGUCAGAGUGCUGCAAGAGAAUGGAGUGAGAGAAUCAAACAUUGCACGAUUGCUUCGGUACCGUAGUAAGGCUGUGUUUUCCUCGACUGAUAUUGUUAAGUUCGUGGAGAAGUUAAAGGGUUUGGGGUUUGAUCCUUCAAAAUCAGCUUUUGCUAUAGCCUUGAUUGCCGUAACAAGUCUGAGCCGAUCGCGGUGGAAGGAGAAAGUUAAUGCCUUUAAAAAAUGGGGUUGGUCUGAUGAAGCCGUCCUUGAAGCAUUUAGGAGGUACCCUAGCUGUAUGUUGACAUCCAUUGAAAAAAUAAAUAUUGUGAUGAACUUUUGGGUCAAUCAGUUGGGUUGGGAUGCUUUGAACCUUGUCCAAUGUCCAAGGAUUUUAGGGUCGAGUAUGGAGAAAACAAUCAUUCCAAGGGGUCUUGUUGUCCAGUAUUUACUUGCCAAAGGCUUGAGGAAAAAGAGUGCCAGCCGUUUUAGCCCAUUUAUUUUUUGUGAAAAAGUGUUUCUUGAAAAGUAUGUGAUAUUUUUUAAGGAGGAAACAUGUCAACUAUUAAAGCUGUACCAGCAAAAAAAUUAUGUUCAGGGAAAAGAGGAGGAUAGUGGAGCAUGCGGGUUGGUGCAAGCCUUGGAGAAAUGGAUAGGGGUUCAUGUGGGUGUAGUAAAGAGAAAGGAUCAGGAUCAACAACAAAAGUAUGAAAGGUUUUAUUCUAGAAAGAAUAAGAGUAGACUUGGAUUUAGUGGAUUGGGAGGGGAUAUUCUCUCUGGUUUAGGCUCUGAUACAAUGAGAAAUACUUUUCUGGAUACAUGCCCCAAGCUCAAGCUGAGACGAUAUCGAUCAUGUCAUGAUAUGCCCGGGAAGUAUUCGGCUAUUGAGGUGGAGACGAAGAGUGUUUUUCCGCAUGCUGAGCGUAUCUCCACAUGCUGUCCGGGACGUAUCGGUGGUGGUUGUAGACAGCAAGGUUCUCAUUAG
Messenger RNA from Sphenostylis stenocarpa, 1515 nucleotides. The record is from the annotation of a GenBank genome assembly. Lineage: Eukaryota; Viridiplantae; Streptophyta; Magnoliopsida; Fabales; Fabaceae.